GUCCCUGUGCAGCGUGGCUGGCCCCAGAGCCGUCUGGAGGGCAAGGCAGGCUGGUCACUGAGGCUGCCAGGCUGUAUAGUCCGAAGCAAAGGAGAACUGUCACCUAGACCUGGACUGGGGGGAAGAACCAGCAUGGUGAGGACGGUACAGGGUGUGAGGAUUGUGGUAGAAGCCUUGUAGGAGAAUGCAAACUCCACGGACCACUCAUCAGGGCUAAAGAUAGGGUUAUUCCCAGCCGAGCCCGUCUCACCCUACCUCACUACCUCACUUUGCGAGUGUUGGAGCUGCGAGCUGGAAACCAGCAGAUCCUUGGUGUAUUUGCAAAGAAAGUAAUACAGAAGAGAACACAGUUUGGUCCUUAUGUUGGUCAACUGUCUACAAAACUGACCUGCUAUGAUGAGAGCAGGCUAGUCCUGCAGGUAUUGAAAGAUGGAGGGAAGUACUUUCUGGACACUCCCAAUGAAGACUGUGGAAACUGGAUGAUGUUUGUCCGGCUAGCCCGGAACCAAGAAGAACAGACCCUUGUGGCUUAUCAGCACUGUGGAGAAGUUUACUUCACAACAGUUAAGCCAAUUGAACCCCACACCGAACUGAAAGUAUGGUAUGCUGCCGAUUACGCCAAGUUUAUGGAAGCUUCCGCAGUCUUCAUUAAAGAAGAAUCAGAUGUCUGUCCUUUGCCUCCAGUAGCAAAAGAGCCUGUAGACCCUUGGAUAUGCUCCAGUUGUGGAAGCACUUUUGCAACUUUUGCUCUGCUGGAAUCUCACCAGUGCAUCCAUAAAGACCGAGUCCUUCCUACGAGGUUCAGACCACCAAAUAAAUUGGGACCUGUAAAAGCAAAAAGCAAACUCAAAGGGAAACUGAGAGGAGCAUCUUUAGGCAAAAGCAUUACUCAGUGCUUUGGGACCAUUUCCUGUUCCUCUGCUGCAAAGUUUAGCUGUGCCAGCUCAGGAAGCACUUGUGAUGCUCUCGUGAGGUUUAUACCUAAAUGGAGAAAUGGUCGGUCUUCACUGUUGAAGGGAAAAGAAGUGAAGCAGCCAGACAGUUACCCUUGCCGACUCUGUGGGAAGAUAUUUGAUUCCUUUGACAAGCUCACGGUCCACACUUACACGCACAAAGGGGAGCGCCCCUACAAGUGUUCACAGCACGGAUGCACAAAAGCCUUCAUUUCCAAAUAUAAACUGCUCAGGCACUCUGCUACUCAUUCUCCACAGAAAUCUCACCAAUGUGGCUACUGUGAAAAGACCUUUCACAGGAAAGACCAUCUAAAGAAUCACCUUCAGACUCAUGACCCUAACAAGAUGGCCUUCAAGUGUGAAGAGUGUGGCAAGAAGUACAACACCAAGCUAGGCUAUAAGAGACACUUGGCUCUUCACGCUGCCACCAGUGGGGACCUUACCUGUAGGGUAUGUGCCCAAGAGUUUGGCGGUACUGAGGUUCUGUUGGAACAUCUCAAAAGUCAUGCAGGGAAACCAGCUGGCAAUAUGAAGGAAAAGAAACAUAAAUGUGACCACUGUGAGCGUCACUUCUAUACCCGCAAAGAUGUGCGGCGUCACAUGGUGGUUCACACAGGCUGUAAAGACUUUCUGUGUCAGUUUUGUGCCCAAAGGUUUGGGCGGAAGGACCACUUGACACGCCAUACCAGGAAGACUCAUCCACAGGAACUGCUAAAGAGCAGGUUGCAGAACAGUGACUCAGUGGGUCUCCUUGACCAGCUUUUUCCAUACAGACUGAAGGAAGAUGCCAGCAUGCUGUCCCCUCUUCCUGAAAGGGUCUCUGUGCAGAAUGGUAUUGUGAAUAGUUCAGAAUCAGAGGAAUACAACUGUUCACAUCUUCAUUCCCAGCCAAGCUUACAAACUGCUCUUCCUCUUGAACCUUCUCCUCACUUGCAAAGGAUGGGCUGUGCAGACAGCCUUCCAGCUGUCCAUCCCACACCAUGUUCAACAGCCGUCCCUACCAACCUGAACCUUCAUCAGCCUAAUAAAUAUGACCUUAGUUCUACCUCACUUGCAGCAGGAUCCCUCAAGAAUCUACCAAUAAAAGUGGAUGUUAAAGGUUACAAUGUGCAUCUUCUCGAGGACCUGCCGUUACCAGAACCUCAGUCUCUUCACAAAAUCAGUAUGGAAGAAGCUUCCUCAGGGCCUGUAGGGGAUACUAACAAGUACCCAGUGCACAAAGAGACAGAGGCAGCAACUGAAACUACAAGUCUGCCUUUCAUGGAUCUCACUCAUGUGAUGAGUUUCUGGCAGCUCCCACCAGGGGACAACCAGAACACUAUUGGGGACUUCACAAUGGCAUUUGGCCCAGAGGAACCAUCACACAGGCUGAAUGGCCUUGGCCAACAGCAAGGUCUUCAGCUAGCAACUGGUGGGAUGGCCCUAAACCAGCUGCAUCAUUUUCCUCGCUCCUUUCCAUCCACUACAAAUUCUGUAACCUUGCCUCAUUUUCACCAUGCCUUCAAGUAACUAUCACCCUGUGUGGGUUUUUUUCCCUUUUUUUUUUUUUUUAAGACUGUGCUUCUUACUUAAAUCUGUUAGGAUGGGGUGGUUUUGGUUUUGUUUUGUUUUUAAGAAAAACUGCUCCGAAUGUUUUCAAAACACAUUAUGAACAUGGUAGUUAAAUUCAGGAUGUUAAUAAAUAAGAAGCUCUAUUUUUCAUACUACUAUUAGUUUUUUUAGCAUAUGACAACAGUAGAACUAACAUAUUUCCCUCAGCUCCCUCUAUAUUUUUGUUGUUACCUUUCAUGCGAACAACUGAAUAAAUAUCUUCAACAAUAGAAAAGUAUCAUAACAGGCACAAUAAAACUAUGGCUGCUGCAGUAGCAGAAAUAAGGUUAAGGUGAAUGGGAAGAAGGGGGAAAUCACAGAAAAAUCAUUUUAAUGAGCCAUAAAUCACAGCAAAUUUGUACACAUGGCAAAUGUAACAAACAGAUUAUCAAUAUCACAUAGAUUUCUGUUAAGCACUUAAUUAAUGAAGUUUAUUAAUCUUUAAUUUAAAUCAGAAUCAUUCCAAGAGUAAAUCUUACCUCCUUGUUUCACUUUUUUCAAAUGAAGAUCAUCACUAUUAUGAUUACGUUUAACUAGAUUUUGUUUUCUGACAUGCAGUUCAGCUGUGUGCAUCUCAUGCCUUUUCCCUUGGGCUGGAGGCAACUAUCACUUCUGAAUGACUGUGUAAGAACUGCUAUCUUGUAUAUGUGCAGUUUUCAGAAUGGAAAGUGAAUUGUCUCAAAGGUUAUAACAAAACUUUAGUUUUCAUUUAGAGCCGGAUCUGCCAAGGUAUCAGGCACUGCUUUCUCUCUCUCUCUAGUAAAGCACUUAAACAUUUGCUUAAAUUUAAGCAUUUUCUCCCACAGGGUCAACAGCUUGAUUAAUUUGACAUUUAAUAAAAUAUAAUGCUUCCUACCUAAGAAGCCUUUAUUCACCUUUUGUUGAUAAAAAUGGCCUUUCUUUAGUCUGGAAAAUGAUUAUUAAUUGUAACCAUCUGAAACGUGGGCUUUCAGAAAGCAAACCCUGGCCCAGGGGUGCCUGCGCCCAAGCAGGACCUCUCUGGGGCCAGGGGCAUGUCCACGCACAUAAGGGCUGUGGUGGUGAGCUGACACUGGGCCAGGGUCAAAAACAGGGUCAGAACCUGCCUCACAAGUGUCACCUAAAAUUAGUGGGUGUGAUAACAGUUCAGGCCAUUUUAAUCAUGGGAUUUUUCCUCAGUAGCACUGGGACAGCUACAGUUGGACUUCCAGCCUUUGUUUCUUCCAAACCAGAACCAUGGGGACUUCCGUUUUGUUUCCUGGGAUAAAUUGUCCAUGAAUAUUUCCAGUUGACAGUUUGUUGGUGUGACAGUCCUAGCACCUGAUGCAUGAACGAGCAGAAAUUGCAAAAAUCACAUUUCCUGAUAGAUGACAUUAUUAAAAAAAAAAAAAACAAACCAAAACCAACAAUCAGACUCUUCACAAAAUGUAGUUGAAAAAAAAUAAUCCUGGCAUUAGUGGAUGAUGCAGUGAGUAAUGGAUUCUGUUGCUGCUAAAACAGACACAAAAUUUCUGAAUCUGGGUAAAUUCUCAAACCCCAAGAGCUACUCUCUCAUUAAAUCCAAAAAGAGUUCAUAGUACCUAAUGAUCAUUACAAAUGUAGCAUGAAACAUGCAUGUUCUCUUCUCCCUCAUUAAUCAGAGAAAUAUUUUCAGACAGGUUCAAAUAAAAAGUAGUUUUUAAGUUAUUUCUGUUUUGGUGUUACUGAGCUACAAUGACAUUGUACGACUUCAAUGAUCUAAUAUUCUUAGAAGUUUAUUGGUAGUUGGAUUAAGGAAAGGUUGUAUUAUACAGUUCAUGCAAGAAUAUGUUCUGCAGAUGCAAUGCUGAGGGGUGUUUUUUGUUAUGAAAAUUUUUGGCAUAAGGCAAACCAAAAGGAAUCUUAAGAUCAUUCUUGUAAUGACAACAGCAAGAGGAAGAGCAGGCGCUGCAUAGUCACACCCAGUUAAGAGUUAUUUAAAUUAUGAGUUCCAGAACAGAGAAAAAGUUGUAAUCAAUGUUACAUGCAUAUUCUACAGCUUGGCUCUUAUUUUCCUCUGAACUUGGAAAGAUGUGUUUAUAUUCACUUACUGCAUUGUUUUCCUUGUUUGUGCAAACUGUAUUCACUUGUCUUCAUCCAAACUUCUGUAUGUACCUGUAAAAAAAAAACAAACCAACAACUAAAUCACAACAAAAAAAACUACUCAAUUUUGUAGCAUUGCCUGAUCAUAUACACAUUUUGUCAUUUUGAUUCGUGCUUUUGUAAGAGAUGUAAAUAAUUACUGAAGUCCUUGUCCUUGAAUUAAAAUGUGAUGUUAAGAAGGAAUCAUUAUGCAAACACUGAGCUAAAGUGGCACCCGCGUUCUUUCUGCUGUCUUUCAGCACUCUGUAGCAGAGUGCCUGAGCUCUGAGCUGUCAGAAGAGGUGCUGCUGCCUGAACUCAGCCUCUUCUGAAAUACAGAAUGAUAAGCAGCUGUCACCAAUGCGUAUCUAGCUAUGGGUUAAAGACCAAGUCUCAUUCAAAUAAAAUGAAAAUUACCACUUUUGAUGCAUUUUAAAAUGCUUAACAAAACAUACAAUGAUGGUGUUGGCAAGUAAAACAGAGAAACAAACCUUAAAUGUGUAGUACUGCAGCUUUAACCUGUCAGCCCAUUCAAGUUUCUUUUUCCAGAUUCUUGACAUCAUAAAUGUAGUGAAAGCUGAGCAUGUCCCAUCACAAAGGAAAGCAAGCUAUUUCAAAAAGUUAUAUUUUAAAUAAAAUUGUUUUAAAAUUCUCACAGCUGAAGAGAUCUAAUGAAGUCAUCUAAUACUGUAAGUAGGGCUGGACUUUCUCACCACUUUUGCUAGGGGGACCUCUGUGACCAUUUUUGAGAGGCCUCCAGUAGUUGAAACUGAAAAAUACUUUGUUUCUAGGCAAACAAAUAUUUUGGGCUCAGUAGACCAGCCUGGUGUGGGCUUGAAUAUCACAUUGCUUAAAGAGCAGUAGUUUCAUUUUGGCAGGGGGCAGUGCCAAGAGAAAGGUGUGGAGACAGCAGCAAGCUCACCUGGGGUUACCUGUGGUGUCUGAGGGGAUGGGGCUGCAGCAGGCGGGCAGGCAGGUCUGACUUCAGGCAGUGACAGGGGAGAAGGCAGCAAGAGCUACAGGACAUCUCUCUGGUGGCACUGCCUUUGGCUCAUGCAGGGCUGUGACAGUGGCAGUGUGAGGAGAGGCAACCUCACGUACACUAGGGGUAUAGUGGAGGAAAGCAGCAGCCCAAGCAGUGUCCAAUCCUCCCUCCUCUCUGGCACAGCCAAUUUCUCCGCUAAAUGUGAGAGGAGAAUCCAAGAGCAGAGAGCUGGCAUGGAGAACGUAAGGUAGACCAUGGAAUACCAGUUAAGAGAUGAAACAGAAAGAUCUGGGAGAUCUUAGGACAUUUUACCUCCCAUCCUAAUAGAGAUAAAAAUACUUUUUUAUCUAAACUCUGCUUGAAAAUCUGUAGAAGCAGAGCAGUAUGUGGUGAUAAAACAGAAUUACUAUAAUCAAAUGAUACUAACAAAUAACAAAAUUUAGUAAACAUUUGGUGUCAUACAAAAACGUGUACUCAUUCUACGAAAGAAAAAAAGGCAUGUAAACCUGCUGAAAUAAUGUCAAGAAGCUAAAAUUAUACUACAUUGAACAAAAGACUGCACCCUCUAUGUAAACACAAGUAGUUUUAUUGCUAAGUUCCAUCCUCUAUCAGAAACGAUGUUAAUUUCUUUUUCCUUCUAUUUUAUUUGCCAGUUUUUUCUCUUGGGACUUUCCAUUUUCUUCAUCAAUGAGCUGCUGUUAAUUCCAGAGAAUUUUGCACUGCCAGUCUGAACUAUGAUGUUACAUUCCAUAAAUUAAUGAUUGGUUCAUUUCUUGCUAAUGGAAUUUUUAAAAUUCUGUUCUUCAGUACACCGUUCCUGCCCUUAUAUUUUUUGUAAGCUACUAGAAACUAAGCUGUGAAAUCAAACACUUUUGUACUCAGACAGAAAAUAAUUGGGGGACACACACAACAACAAAUACAGUAAAACUUGCUCUAACUUUUGAGGAUUCAUUUAUUUUUUUGUUAAAGAAAGCAACUGUGGUAACAUUGCACAGGAUAGUGGGGAAUGUGUUUGGGGUUUUUUUUCCCUCUUCUUUCUGGAUUUUAAGAAAGGCUAAGCAGCACUGCUUUAGUAUAUUGUGGAUAAUGUCAUGCCUGCUGUUUCUAAGAGUCUAGCGUAGGACUUAUGUUUGCUUCAGUGUCAUCCUUUCUGUAUUUAUCUAAUCAUUAUUGGCUAAAGCCUAAGUAGAGUUUAAUUAAACUCUGUAAAGUCUGA
This is a messenger RNA of Lepidothrix coronata (blue-crowned manakin), 6823 nucleotides long. It is a transcript of the gene PLAGL1, whose product is annotated as PLAG1 like zinc finger 1. Gene Ontology annotation, molecular function: RNA polymerase II cis-regulatory region sequence-specific DNA binding; DNA-binding transcription factor activity, RNA polymerase II-specific; protein binding. The transcript has 7 exons. The coding region runs from base 480 to 2462 and encodes 660 amino acids. The record is from RefSeq and is a predicted model, not a curated record. Lineage: Eukaryota; Metazoa; Chordata; Aves; Passeriformes; Pipridae. Gene Ontology annotation, biological process: regulation of DNA-templated transcription. Gene Ontology annotation, cellular component: nucleus.